Oryza sativa Japonica Group (Japanese rice) is the source of this 1377-nucleotide messenger RNA. RefSeq names its product probable 2-carboxy-D-arabinitol-1-phosphatase. NCBI's taxonomy places the organism in Eukaryota, Viridiplantae, Streptophyta, Magnoliopsida, Poales, Poaceae. Gene Ontology annotation, molecular function: phosphatase activity. The record is from RefSeq and is a predicted model, not a curated record. Gene Ontology annotation, cellular component: cytosol; cytoplasm.
UUCAUCACAUCACUGAGGAGGACCGUGCGAUGUUUUAAUCUAGAUAUAGGAUUUUCAAACGAUUUUGGAGGAAAUUUGCUGGUUCUUGCGAUAUUCCCCUAAUUCAUUUUUUUUCCUCCCUCUGCAAAAAAGUAGGUAGAUUCAAACUUUAUCCGAAAUAACUGGUGGAUAUUUGUACGCUGCCCCUGAGGAACUAGCUGGUCGUCUCCAGAAGUCCAGAGGAAGCCAAGAGAUGGGCUCCGCUUCGCUGGCGACGCAGCCUUCGCCGGCGGCGUGCCUCCCGUCCCUGCCCGCCGGCGGCCGUCUCCGCCUCCGCCUGGCUCCACCACCCCGCGCUCCGCCGCGCCUCUGCAAGCGCGCCGGCAAACUCCGGGUUGUUACCAUCAGAUCAGCUCAUAGUGGUGUGAGCAAUGUAUCUGUAGAAACCCCUCCUGACAAUGAGGCAUCCGUGACCGGUGCUGCUUACGGCUUCAGAGGAGCAACAACAUCGCUUACGAAUGAGAUGUUAACUUUGUCGAAGAAGAUUACUCUUGUCAGGCAUGGUUUGAGCACUUGGAAUGCGGAAAGCCGCGUACAGGGAAGCUCAAAUCUGUCCGUGUUAACAGAAACUGGUGCCAAGCAGGCAGAGAAAUGUCGCGAUGCCCUUGCGAACAUGAAAUUCGACGUUUGUUUCUCUAGUCCUAUCUCACGGGCAAAGUCAACUGCCGAAAUUAUAUGGAAGGGAAAGGAGGAGCCUCUUAUAUUUCUUGAUUCUUUAAAAGAGGCUCAUCUAUUCUUCUUAGAGGGCAUGACCAAUGCGGAUGCUAAGAAGGAAUAUCCAGAGUUGUACACCAGAUGGCGGGAGGAUCCUUCAAAUUUCAAGGUCAAUGGCAUAUACCCAGUUCGGAAGUUAUGGGGAACAGCAAGAGAAGCUUGGAAGGAAAUCUUGCUUACUCCAGGAGAAAAUAUGUUGGUCGUUACUCACAAAUCUAUUUUGCGCGCACUCAUCUGCACCGCGCUAGGUCUUCCUCCUGAGAGGUUUCGUUCCAUUGAUGUGAACAAUGGUGGCAUGUGCGUCUUCACUGUAAACAAGCGAGGAGAGGCUAUGCUUCAAGCCCUUAACAUGACAGCACACAUGUAUAGUGACCAUACAUACCAGUAUUAGUUAUCUGUUCUUCUCUUUUUUGGGGGGGUGUCUGCAUUUCUGUCAAGUAUAUUAGCAGUUUAGCACACCCUGAUUAGACAAACUUCAUUCUCGAUGAAAUAGCAUGGAUAGGUCACACAAAUCGACCCUCUCUGAUAUAGUUGUUGAUGUGAAUAUAAACUGUUUACAAGGAUCAACUACUCAACUAGUGAUGCGCUGAAAAGUGAAAACUGAACAUUUUUUAACCAGUCUAA